UAUGUUCUUAUGGUUAAAAAUGCGGAGACUGUAAUGGAGUAUAAAUUAUAUCUUAUCACACAUUAUUGAGCUAUCAUCACCAAUGAACUGAAGCUUUUAUUCCAUUUCUAUGGGGAUCACGCAGCUAUAUAUAUAUAUAUAUAGCCACCCUUGGGUCCAUUGUACGAUUUCUGGCAGAGGCAGCCAGGCUCUACUCAGAAGAUGGAGAGCAUAUAGUCCUGGUGCAUACAGAAGAUGACAGAUUCUGGGCUAUGGAUUCAUCUUGCCCACAUGAAGGUGGCCCACUUGAGCAAGGUGAUAUUGAGGAUCUUGGCAAUGGGAAACUGGCAUUGAUUUGCCCAUGGCAUGACUUUGAUUUCAGCCUUGAAACCGGUUCCUCUUCUUCUGGACUACAGAACCAAGUGUAUGAUGUCCGAGUACUGGAUGGAAAGGUGUACAUAAACACUCAGAGCACACUGUCCCUUUGUCCUAUCCCAGUGGCAAAAAUAACCCACCAAGAUAAUUUACCAAUGGAAGUAAUCUCAGCCUCUGAAAACACACUUUGUAUGUGGGCCACAAAAAUCCUUCGUACCCCAGAUCCACAGGAAAAGGUUUUCUUGACCAGGAUGGUUCAAGAGAAAUGGAACAGUGGGGCAAUAACAGAGAUUGGGGAGGCCAGCCCUCCCGUGCAACCCAGCAGGAAAGACAAUCUGACAGUUAUGGAGCCUGGAAAAAUCAAACGGGGCAAAGGAGGAACAUUGGCAAGUAGGAUUGCCUUGCUGCACUCACUAGCUAACAUAGAGCAAUGGGCAAUAGACCUCUCUUGGGAUGUCAUAGCAAGAUUCUCCUCAUUCAGACUAACUUCGGGAGAGCCACUACCACGUCAGUUCUUCGAUGACUUUGUCAAAGUUGCAGGAGAUGAGGCAAAGCAUUAUCAGUUACUAGAGCAAAGGAUAAUGGAACUUGGCAGCAGCUUUGGUGCUUUGCCAGUACACAAUGGUUUAUGGCAGUCAGCAACAGAUACUUCCAACGAUCUUUUGGCAAGGCUGGCUAUUGUGCACAUGGUCCAUGAGGCCAGAGGUUUAGAUGUGCACCCUCAGACACUGUCCCGCUUUGCCGCUCAAGCUGACACAAGCUCAGUGAAGGUGCUGGAGGUGAUUUAUACCGAUGAGAUCACACAUGUGGCUGCAGGCCUGAGAUGGUUUACAUAUAUCUGCUCAAAUGAGGGACGGGAUUCCUUGAAAACCUUCCAUGACUUGGUGACGUUACAUUUCAAAGGGUUUUUAAAGCCUCCAUUCAACACAGAGGGAAGGAAAACAGCAGGGAUGACAGAGGAGGUACAGUGGUAUGUUCCUCUUGUCAAGCCCUCCAUUAUACAGAAGACAUCAUGAUACAUCUACUUUCCUAUGAAGUUCAAGAAAACAUUGACUCUGUUGGUGCGUUUUUGUAAAAGCUCUCAGACUCACUGAUCCAGUGUUCCUUGGAAAUAAUGACAAAAAAAUUGUUUUAUCAGCGCAGAUUUGUGUCAAUUGUACAUGCAUGUUUAACACUAUGGGGGACGAGAUGCAUAUUGCAUGUGUUAUCAAAAUAUGUGCAUUCCUUUUUUACAGUAACCUUUGUUUAUUGUGUGUGUGUGUGUGUGUGAGCGUGAGCGCGCGCGUGUGAGAGAGAAAUGAACAUUCACUAUUUAAUCAAAAAACUUUGUUUUAUUUUAUUUAAAGUUAAAAUUGUAUUAAAUUAAUUUAUAAUAGAAAAUUACUUCAAUAUUGUGUUUUUGCACUUCAGUGAUCUACUGACAGAUGUCGCUAAGACACAAUUUUGCAUUUAUUGGAUGUUCUUUUGCUGUAGUUUCUCUAAUGGUUCUCUAAUGGUUACAUUUAGGCUACAUUUAGGUUUUCAAUUUCUUAUAAAGGCAACUUUCAUUGGUGUCUGUGUUCACUCAGAAUUUCCCACAAUUGUAAGGAUUUGAUUACAUUAAAUAUGCAACAACUUUUAGGGGAACGGUUUACAGCAAAUACACUUAUCACUUUGUACUGAGAACUAAUGUUUAUUUGUCUAGCUUCUACGAAGAUUUUGUUCUUGUGAAUUUGAGAGAAAAACAGUACAAAAAUGAGUAGAAAAUGACGAUCUUCCGUCUUUGUGUUUACUCCCCAGACGUGACAGAGUUUUCUGUGUUGAGUCUGUGUCAUUGGUUUUCACUUCUGCUUUUUGUAUUUUUGUGAUAUUUUUUUCCGUUGUGGUGAAGUUCACAAGUAUCCCUACUUGAGAAUUCUGUUUAGUCUCAUUUUUAUAAUCUGCCCACUUUGGUCAUAUCAUACGCAUCACAUAAGUUUUAGCUCUUUUUUAAUUUGUACUCUCAUAAGUAUAUAAAGAAUACAGAUCCUGUGGUAAA
Messenger RNA from Xyrauchen texanus (razorback sucker), 2371 nucleotides. RefSeq lists its product as uncharacterized. The coding region runs from base 252 to 1370 and encodes 372 amino acids. Gene Ontology annotation, molecular function: 2 iron, 2 sulfur cluster binding. The transcript is spliced from 13 exons. NCBI's taxonomy places the organism in Eukaryota, Metazoa, Chordata, Actinopteri, Cypriniformes, Catostomidae. The record is from RefSeq and is a predicted model, not a curated record.